ACUCAGACCAGUGUAUGCAUGGUGAGGCUAGACAGCGCUGGCAGAACUGCAAGAGAAGAGAAUUAAAAUCACUUAUUCCUGGCUUAUCGCUUUCCCAGCAAGACAGAUACCUGACAAAGUUGGAUGUCGUUAUUAAGGUGUAUCACUGAUCUAGCCAUGGAGACCAAAAGAUACCAAGGAUUCUUUGAAGGAGCCGACAGCGCAAACAGAUGGGAUCGGAGGUCUAAUGCAGCUGAGUACUGCUGCGCCAUGCAGGAGGAGAACGGGACCAGUGGUGCUUUACUUAUGGAUGUGGUGAACAUCAGUCCUGCUCCCAGCUCACUAGCAGCUGGCUACAUGGAGAACGAGGAGGAAAAGAGGGACCUGUCCUCUCUCUGUCUGGAUCAGCAGCACUGUGCUUUCCCACAGUCAGACAGCACGUCCAGCAGUGUGAAGCUGGAGAUGGAUGCUAAAGAACUUUCCAGGACUGUAGCAGACUCUAUGGGCUUGUAUAUGGAUGUGGCAAGGGAGCUAGACUAUGGCUUUAGCCAGCAGGGUCUGCAGGGGGGUGGGGUCGAUGGUGCAGGGAAGCUGUUUUCCAGCAACCGUCAAAGCCCAGCAGGAUGCCAGGGGAGCCCAAAGCUGAAAGCCACAGAUUUGUUAUGUUCCACAUCCUACCCCUCUGCAUCGCAUCCCUGUAGCAUGCUGACUGUAGUUGACUGUUCCUCCGACGAGGCUUUGGCCUCAACUCUCGGUGGUAGCCCACAAACCUUUAACAGUUCCAUUUCUAGUCCUACCAAUAACAGCUUAGUGUCUUCAAAUGCUAGCUGUACUACUUCAGCAAAUUCUGCCUCGGCUCUCAGUAGUCCCGUACACCAAGCCUCGUCAACACCCAGUCUUGCCCUCAUUAAUCGGCAGAGAAUUUCCACAUCUGGCAGCCCUGCUAGUACGAUAAAUAUGGGAUCCCCCCUUGGAAGUCCUGCUAGUCUAAUGAGGUCGCCUCUUUCCAGUCCGCAAAGCAUGAGAUCUUCUGUUUCGAGCCCUAUUGGUGGCAGUAGCAAUAUGCAGACCUCGAUCUCGAGUCCGAAAAGCAUCGGUACCGCAGCUGUCUCAAGCCCUCCCAUCUCUGCAGGGUUCUCCAUUGCGGGCUCUGCCAGCGGGUGCCCUCUAAUACGGACUGACAUUCACAGCCCGGGAAGGACAGACCAAGACUUCAAAGGUUUUGAUUUCCCAAAAGUGGAACCGGUUGAUGGAGAACAAUACAGUGUUGCCCUGGAUCAGCUAGGUAUGGUGAAGUAUAUAAAGAAUGAGCCGAACACUGACUCAAGGGCAAUGUGUCAGAGGGGCAACACAAUAAACAUGGCUAGCCCGCCUUUUCCCAUGCAAAUAAAGACUGAACUGAACAGAGACGCCCCUGUGACCCCUAACUACAAUGGGCAUCAGCAUUCUUCAGGUGGUUUCCCGGCCUCAGAUACCACUUAUUUGUCGUUGAGGGAUAAUAUUGAUGCAUAUAGCCUUUCUGGAAUAUUAGGACCACCUGUUCCCUCGCUCAACAGCGACUAUGAAGCUGAAGUGUUUUCUAACGACAUGUUGCCCAAGGGAAUUAAACAGGAGUCUAAGGACGACAGCUACCUCCCGGGGAAUAGCGACUCACAGACGUCGGCCGUCGUUGGUGUUAAUUCAGGUGGACAUUCAUUUCAUUACCAGAUCGGAGCGCAAGGAACAAUGUCGUUUCCUGGACACGACGCGGGGGAUCAGACAAGUCCCCUGCUGAAUCUCAUUUCCCCUGUUGCCGCGUUGAUGGAGAGCUGGAAAUCUCGUUCCAUCAUGGCCCAGGACUCACUGUCGUCCCGAGGAGAGAUUUUCCUGGGGCAGCAGUGCAUCACAGACGUGUCGAGCCCCCUGAGAACUUCAUCGUCCGGCACUACGGCCAAAGUGUGCCUGGUCUGCGGGGAUGAGGCCUCCGGCUGCCAUUAUGGGGUCAUCACCUGUGGCAGCUGCAAGGUCUUCUUCAAGAGAGCCGUCGAGGGUCAGCACAAUUACCUAUGUGCCGGGCGAAACGACUGCAUCAUCGACAAGAUCCGGCGCAAGAACUGCCCGGCAUGCCGCGUCAGAAAGUGUCUGCAGGCAGGAAUGAAUCUGGGAGCAGCCAGGAAGUCCAAGAAGCUGGGGAAGCUGAAAGGGGGCAGUGACCCCCCGUCGCAGGAUCCCAAGGAGGGCCUGGAGCCGGAGACGGAGCUCAGCGGCGCCGCCCUGGUGCCACUCUCACCGGGGGUGACGGCCCACCUGUCGCCCUCCAUCUGCAGCGUGCUAGAGCUCAUCGAGCCGGAGGUGGUGUACGCAGGCUACGACAACACGCAGCCGGACACCACCGACCACCUGCUGUCCAGCCUCAACCAGCUGGCCGGGAAGCAGAUGAUCCGGGUGGUCAAGUGGGCCAAAGUGCUUCCAGGCUUCAGGAGUCUGCCCAUCGAGGAUCAGAUCACACUCAUCCAGUACUCCUGGAUGUGCCUCUCCUCCUUUGCCCUCAGCUGGAGGUCCUACAAACAUACCAACGGACAGAUGCUGUACUUCGCGCCCGAUUUGGUUUUCAACGAGGAGCGCAUGCAGCAGUCAGCCAUGUACGACCUCUGCGUGGGCAUGAGGCAGGUCAGCCAGGAGUUCGUGCGGCUGCAGCUGACCCACGAGGAGUUCCUAGCCAUGAAGGUUCUGCUGCUUCUCAGCACAGUUCCUAAAGAUGGCCUGAAGAACCAGGCGGCUUUCGAGGAGAUGCGGAUGAACUACAUCAAGGAGCUGCGGAGAUCCAUAGCCAAGAGCACGGGGCCCUCGGGCCAGACGUGGCCACGCUUCUACCAGCUCACCAGGCUCCUGGAUGCCAUGCAUGACCUGGUGGGGAAUCUUCUGGACUUCUGCUUCUACACCUUCCGGGAGUCCCAGGCGCUGAAGGUGGAAUUUCCUGAGAUGCUGGUGGAGAUCAUUAGUGACCAGAUACCAAAGGUAGAAUCAGGUCUGACCCACACACUCUACUUUCACAAAAAGUGACUCCGGAGGGAAACCCUGCAGAAGAGGAGGAGCUGCCUUAAAUUAGCCUGAGCCGGUCAGCCCCGUCCGAUGCCACAGAGCCGGGAGCUCGGCCUACCACCGGCUCUGGUCAGCUGGACCAGCCAGGAGGAGAAUAGCGGUGGACGACACUGAAAAGGACUGAACGUCUACCCCCCCCCCCCCCCCAAAGACCACUGCUUGAGUGGAUAUAAAGCCAUUGGUCCCGCCUCUGUAUAACACUCUCAGUCACUGGAACCUUAACUCGCAAGUCCUUUAAUCAUGCCUGGUUGAGGAUGCAGGAUGCCAAUAACUGUAUCUAAUGACAAUUUCAGCAGAGACCGUUUUGUUUUAAAGCAGCCAUCACACACACACACACACACACUUACACCCUAUAGACAUCCCUGAGGAAAUUUAGGACAUCUAUAAGGGCAAAUGCAGGUAUAAAUGUGACGUAAUUUAAGGGCUUAACCAACGAAACCAUGCUGUAAAUUUAAAGAGAUGCGAUUCAGCUUUGAAGAAAGACUAAACACAAGUCAGGCAUUUAAUGCGUACAUAUGACCUCAGCGGCACGGAGCGGAGGAGGAGGAAGAAAAGAGGAUGACGUCACGUUUGAACGGCACAUCCUGAUGACCGUAGGCGAGAGGUGAAAUGGUCACAGGUUGGGGGGCUUUUAUGUGGUUUCUGGCUUCAAAGACAUAUGCGAGUUUCCGUACCGGCCUAAAAGUUCUUUUCAUAUUGAAUUAAUGUGAGUUACCUCACCUCUCCUUUCUAUGUGCGGUGGGCCGACAAUAACAUUCCCCGGAUUUUUUUUAACCCAUCUCCCAGGGUCUAUAGUUAAAACUGGCACUCUGUGCAAACCCCCGAAAUUCCAGGAACCAGAAUACAGAUUUCACAUUCUUAUAAGUAGGCCUAUGUUUUAGUCUGCUCAGAUCGGCGAUAAUUUGUAACAAGGUAAUUGUAGUCAGUACAGCAUUAAAAAUAUAUCUAAACACGUAGGCUGAAAAGAAAUCCUCAUAAUGGACAACAAAAAACUGAAGAUUGGCAGAAACUUAAAUUACACCUGGGACCUGAAAAUGAACUUAUAAAUUGUCCUUCAAAAAUGCCCAACGAAUGAAGAUUUGUACUUGACAAAAGCCUGUAAAUUUCAUCCCCUCCAACCAAACCAAACCGUCAUCAGAGCUUAAAUUAAUACUCCCCGAAGUAGGGUAACAUCUGCAUUAAUGCUAGUAGUCUGUAUCCCAGCUGACGAUAUGAGAGCUGAGAAGCAGCGAUCGGUAAGACUGCAAGGAGUCUUUAAUUUGGGAGGAGAAUCGGGAGAGUCGAUAGUGAUCUGCCUUUUCAGUUGUCAUCCCUCAUAUUGGAACCUCUGUCGCCUGCUUCACACACAAAUUAUCGGGCAUUAGUAUUCUUUAACUUUUCUUAGUUAAAAGAAAAUGUGUGUAUAUAUAUAAUAUCUUCUUACAUUGGACCUGCAAAGAUUUUAUAAUAUGGUCUUGCACUUGACCUGCAAUGGAAGGAGGGCAGAAAACUACACAAGGAUGAUAUUAAUAUGAUAAAAAUGAAGAGCGAGCAUGUAGUUUACCCACCAACGAUUCCUGCUCUCUUUGCUGCCCUAUAUGUUGCUGUUUAUAAAUUGAGGAUUCUGAGAUAAGCUAUAAGGAUGUAUGAUACUAUGUGAUAAUGGGCUGUAGGAAGGACAAGAAAGUAUUUUUUGGAAGAAUUAUAUUUUGUCGGAAAACAUGUAAGUCCAUUUUUUUAAAAUAUAUUUUUUGUAAAGUAAAAUGUUUAUGCAUGCUUACUGAGGAGAUGUUUACAGUGUAUUUACAAAGGAAGCGUGGUGCCUUUAUCUUAUAUGAUUUUCAUCCUGUUGUAAAUAUUUGGAGCCGAUCUGCGGAUGAGUAACACGUUUCUACUUCAGAUUUUUUUUUCUGCGCCUCCUGCUUCUGCAGCGUCCUCGUCGUGUCUGAAGCUCAGCCGGAAAGGAGACGUGAACCUGAAAAUGUGACAAAUAGGUUGCUAAGCUUCUUUUAGGUGCUUGUUUAUAAGUUCACUUAAGCAAUAUGGUGGCUACGGUUUUUCGCUCGUUUACUUGAAUCAAUCUGCUAAAAUGUUCCUCACUUUUCAGUAAUAACUCCAAGCAACUGACCUUUUCCCUCCUUUUUUUGUGACAGACACAUGUUUGUUAGUUUCAGAGAUCGCCAAACUGAAAUGUUAUUUUACUGAUGUGUCAUUUCUUUACGUUAUUUUUUUACACUCUGCAUUGGUUUUGAAUACGAUUAUUAAAACAGCUUGAGUAGAA
Molecule: messenger RNA, 5320 nt
Organism: Paramormyrops kingsleyae
Lineage: Eukaryota; Metazoa; Chordata; Actinopteri; Osteoglossiformes; Mormyridae
Product: mineralocorticoid receptor-like
Biological process (GO): regulation of DNA-templated transcription
Molecular function (GO): DNA-binding transcription factor activity; zinc ion binding; sequence-specific DNA binding
Source: RefSeq, a predicted model, not a curated record